CUUUAUAGAGAACUUUUCAAUGUCCUCGUUACAAAGUGCUUCACUAAGGCAGUAAAACUAAAACAGACACGUCAUAAAACCAUCAGGUUUUAAACAGAACAGAUAAAAACAAGAAAACAUUUUAAGGAAAUAAAAGACAGUUCAAAGAAUAUUUAAACUUGAUUAAAUCAGGAAAGGCUCUCUGAUAACUAAAUAAAAGUUGUUGUUUUAAGAAGGAGCUUAAAGGAGAUCACUGACUCAGCCGUCCUGAGGUCCUCGGUCAGUAAACACUCUGUUUACUUUAGUUUUCAGCCUCUGGAACAGACAACAGACUUUUACCCGAGGAUCAUGAAGAGCCUUUAAAGUAAUCAGUAAAACUUUUAAAUCUGUUCUAAAACAUACUGGGAGCCAGUGUAAAGAGGAUAAAACAGGAUUAAACAUUUCAGAGUUCACUGGUUAAACAGAACCAGAAAGAGGAGUUCUAUAACUCUAAUUAAAUAAAGUCAAAGUUAAACUGAAAGGUGUUCAUAUUUAUUACUUUUACAGGAACAUUUCCUUGUUGGUCUCAAGUUAACUUCAGCUGACAGCCUGCAUGGUUUAUAUAAGUCCUCCAUUUUACAGAGAACAAAACUUGCUGCUCUCCAGUUGAGUUUCCUGUGAUGAUUCCAGCAGAGACAUUUUGACAACAUCUGGUUCUUAGACCCAGCAGUUGAUCUUCAGUUAAAUUCAUCUCCAGUGUUUCCAGCAGAGUGACAUCAUGGCAGCAGCAGCAUCAGGUGUGCCCCCCCUGAAGCGCAGACGCAGCUUUGAAUUCCUACCCCCUUACAUGAGGGUUGUUCUGCUGGGGAACAGCUGGCCUGAAAGGAGAUCAGUGAGGAACUUCAUACUGGGAGAGACUAAGUUCAACACUGAGGAAGAAGCAGACUGCUGUCUGAGAGUCAGUGGACAGUUGGAGGGGAAAGAAAUAGUUCUGAUCAACACCCCAGAUCUGUUGCAUCCCAACAUCUCUCAACACAAACUAACAGAACAUGUGACAAACUGUGUGAGUCUCUCUGAUCCUGGACCUCAUGUGUUUCUGCUGGUUCUACAGCCUGAAUACUUCACUGAGGAACACAAACUGAAGCUCUGCAGAGUCUGCAGAGUCCUGAAACUCUUCAGUGAUCGA
Molecule: messenger RNA, 1144 nt
Organism: Micropterus salmoides (largemouth bass)
Lineage: Eukaryota; Metazoa; Chordata; Actinopteri; Centrarchiformes; Centrarchidae
Product: GTPase IMAP family member 5-like
Exons: 5
Molecular function (GO): GTP binding
Source: RefSeq, a predicted model, not a curated record